Lepisosteus oculatus (spotted gar) is the source of this 1809-nucleotide messenger RNA. It is a transcript of the gene ftcd, whose product is annotated as formimidoyltransferase cyclodeaminase. The record is from RefSeq and is a predicted model, not a curated record. NCBI's taxonomy places the organism in Eukaryota, Metazoa, Chordata, Actinopteri, Semionotiformes, Lepisosteidae. Gene Ontology annotation, molecular function: folic acid binding; transferase activity.
UAGAGAGGAAAGUCAGACGUGUGUAUUGCUGGACUGCUGCAGACCUCUGGAGUCUUUGCUCACGGUUUCUUAAUUUCGGCAGCAAAUGGCCAAACUAGUGGAGUGCGUACCCAACUUCUCAGAAGGAAGAAAUAAAGAGGUUAUCGAUGCCAUCGCCAAUGCUAUUUCCAGCACAGAGGGUUGCAGCCUCCUGGAUGUGGACCCUGGGCCCUCCACUAACCGCACAGUCUACACCUUUGUGGGGUCCCCCCAGGCUGUGGUGGAGGGGGCACUCAGUGCUGCCAGAAUAGCAUUCCAGCUCAUUGACAUGACCAGGCACUCAGGUGAACACCCGCGCAUGGGGGCCUUGGAUGUGUGUCCAUUCAUCCCAGUGAAGAACGUGUCCAUGGAGGAAUGUGUGAGCUGUGGCAACCGCUUUGGGGAGAGGCUGGCUGAGGACCUCCAUGUGCCUGUGUACCUCUAUGGAGAGGCAGCCCGCAAGGAGAACCGAAGAUCUCUUCCUUCCAUCCGUGCUGGGGAAUAUGAGGCCCUGCCUGAAAAGCUGAAGAAGCUAGAGUGGGCUCCUGACUUUGGUCCAUCCACAUUUGUCCCCACAUGGGGAGCCACGGUGACAGGGGCCCGCAAAUUCCUCAUCGCUUAUAAUGUCAACCUGCUGAGCACAAAGGAGCAGGCUCAUCGCAUUGCACUGGACAUCCGAGAGCAGGGCAGAGCCAAAGAUCAGCCAGGACGUCUGAAGAAGGUACAGGGAAUAGGAUGGUACCUGGAUGAGGCCAGCCUUGCCCAGGUGUCCACCAACCUGCUGGACUUUGAGGAAACGGCACUCCACACUGUCUACGAAGAGAUCUGCCGAGAGGCUGAGGAACUGAACCUGCCUGUUGUGGGGUCUCAGAUCGUGGGUCUGAUCCCACUGAAAGCUGUCCUGGACUGUGCAGAGUUCUACAUGGAGAGAGACAACCUCUUCAUACUGGAGGAGGAGCACAAAGUGAGACUGGUGGUCAGUCGCCUGGGAUUAGAUUCGCUUGGGCCUUUCGUUCCAAAAGAGAGAAUUAUAGAGUACAUGGUGGAGGGCGCUGAGCAGGGGGAGCGGCUGGCAUCUCUGCCUCUUCAGCAGUUCAUCCGGAGUGUGGGGGCCAGGACAGCAGCGCCAGGAGGGGGCUCAGUGUCGGCUGCGGUUGCUGCUAUGGGAGCAGCGCUGGGGUCCAUGGUGGGACAGAUGACAUACGGAAAGAGACAGUUUGAGAGACUGGAUGGUGUCAUGAGGAGACUGAUCCCUCCCUUCCACCACGCCAUGAACGAGCUCAUUGCCAUGGUUGAUGCUGACUCCACAGCUUUCAGCAGCUACAUGACUGCACUCAAACUGCCUAAAAACACAGAAGAAGAAAUUAAAAGGAGGGAAGCUGCCAUGCAGGAAGGUCUGAAGAGGGCUGUGAGAGUCCCCCUUUCUCUAGCGGAGAGAGUGAGUGUGCUGUGGCCCAGUCUGAAGGAGAUGGUCCUUUAUGGAAACCUGGCCUGCAAAUCAGACCUUCAGGUGGCAGCCAAAGCUCUUGAGACAGCAGUGUUUGGAGCAUAUUAUAAUGUUGUGAUAAACCUCAAAGAUAUCAAAGAUGAAAGUUUCAAAAAUGAGACCCAGAAGAGGGCCUCUGCCCUGCUGCUGGAGGCCAGGGAGAGCGCAGGCGCAGUCCUAGAGGCUGCUGACCAGAGAAGAGAGUGAAGAACUAAUGCAAAGGGUCUGGGCAGAGCGGUGGCACUGUCGCUAAGGAUCUGUGGCUGGAAGGUUGCUGGUUCAAAUCCUGUGGCCAGCAGAAGAAU